ACAUGUUUACUUAGGAGUAAACCCUCAUGAAAACUUCAAGGAAUGUUAGGAUGCAUGUUUACUUCGGAGUAAACCCCGACGAAUCGAUCACUUGAUUUCAAGGAAUGUUACGAUGCAUGUUUACUCGAGAGUAAACCCUGAUGAAAAGAAAUACCUAUAAUGAAAUCAAGGCGAAGAUUUACCAAAGGUAAACCUAAAAAUGAACUUUCCUUGAAGUACACUUCAUUCUCUCCCAGGAUAAGGGUAAACCUUGUUUUGGUAAACCAGUGUUCUUACAUUCUCUCCAAUUCGACUUCUCAGUUUUAGUUCAUGCUCGUAAUCAAUAAUUGAAAAAGUGAAAAAAAUAUGUAGUGUCGUAUCAAUUCAAAUCACGUUCUGCUUCAAUUGCACAAUAGGGUAAUGCCAAUCAUAAGUAUUUGGAAGAUAACAUCAAGUCCGGCUACUAGUUGCAUGCUUCUUCAAAUUUCUUCUUUUGAAGAUCAGAUUUUUACCUGUACAUACUUUCAUGGAGUUCUUGUUUCAGUGAUCGCUGCUGUCUGAGUUCGGUUUCAUUAUUUACAAUUUGGAAGAAUGGCUACUUUUUCCGAUGAGAUACAACUAGAUAUCCUCCAGAAUAGUGCUUUCGACACCAUGAACGAAUAUAGAAAAAAGAAUCUGUUUUGCGAUGUUUCUCUCGACACCAACGGUACUCUGUUUCCUUGUCAUCGUCUCAUCUUGACAGCUUCGUCUGCUUACUUUCAAGUAAUGUUCAAUGGAAAUUUCAAAGAAAGCAACUUGCAAGUCAUUCCCAUUCAGGGCAUCGAUGCCGAAGUAAUGGAAAUUUUGCUAUCUGCUAUUUAUACCACGCGAAUUCGCUUGCUUCCAAAAAACGUGUAUUUCAUAUUGAGAGCGAGUCAUUUACUCCAAAUUGAUAUGAUUUUCAACGCAUGUGUAGACUGUAUCAUGAAGAGGGUCGCUCGCAUUCAUUACUUACCUGAUACGUGUUCAUUUGCGAAAACUAUUGGAGCUGAAGAAUUAUAUGUUAAAUGUAUGACGAGGUUAGCAAUGGACGUGUUUCACUGGGAUAAAACUGACGCCUUUUUAGAUCUUUCCUACGAUGUAUUGAAAGAAAUAUUAUCAAAAGUGAUAUCCAUUAGUAGCAGUCGCGAUGAUGAUCUACUUGCUGUAGUCAUGAAAUGGUGUAAAUAUAAUCACACUAGUACGAAGGAUAUUAGGGUACUUCUGCGGACUUGUAAUUUUACCACAAAGCCCACAUCUGCAUUGGCUGAAUUGAUAUUUACUGCGAGAAGUGAAGAUAACAGUGAAAGUGCGCAAGAUGAAAAUCAAUCAAAUAAUCAUGAUUUGAACUUGAAUCUUUAUUUGGAUGCUUUUGACGUGAAAAGUGGAGCUAGAGGAUGGGGAUCACUGAAGAUGAAUGAGUAAUUUAGCAACUACACACUAUCAAACUUUCAACCCAUGGAUCUUUGGUACCCGAGAAUUUGUUCAAUGGGACUUAAGACGUACUAUUUCGCACGAAAUUUGUCAGCUGAAAGUAAAAGAUGUAUUUUUUCUUGUUUCGAAGACAGUAGCAGAAUAGAUUUGCGAGUGCCGAAAGAGUUUUCUACUUAUGAUAGUUACGAAAUGAUAGCCGUUGGAAAAGUGAUUUAUUUUUUCCAAGGCCAUUACAAUUCUAACAUUUGGGUUUACGAUUGUGAACUGGACACGUGGCAAGACAACAUUUUUCAAGUACCUUUAUCGUAUAAUUUAUCGAAAUCAGUUCUGUAUGACUAUUCGCAAUGGUCUGAUGUUACGUUUUUAGAUAAUGCUAUUUACGUUAUUGGAUGUAAAAAUCAUGACUCAGGGUCUGAUGAAAGAUAUAUUAUAUCAAUCGAUACUCGCACUCCUCAGACUAGAAAUUUAAUCGCCUUCCCAAGCUCUUUUCAAUGUGAAAAUUCGACCGUUUGUGCGUUCGAUGGGAAAAUAGCGAUUUCAGGCACCAGUCAAGAUAGUGCUUUGCUUAAUACCUUCAGUAUUUUUGAUGUGACUGCUAAAAAAUGGAGAAACGAUCUGAAGCCUAUGAAUGAAAGCGCAGCCAGGCAUAAAAUGAUUCAUCGUAAUGGGUUUAUCUACGCUGUGGACGAAAGACCAUUCAACAAAAAUGAGAAAUAUGAUGUGAAAUUGAAUACGUGGACCGAGAUCCCGAAGGUGCCGGAACGAGCUCAGUUCGUUAACGCUGAUGGCGUUAAUAUGACGAUAGGUUUUCAUGGUUUGAUUAAUGCUGAAUUCAUUUCGCUGUAGGCCGUAGAAUUAGUAUUUUAGAAUCUAGACUGAAAUAUAUUAUUAAUACUCAAUUAUUUGUUAUUCUGUGAUAGAGAUUUUAUUUCUUGGUACCGUCCUAAUGCAAACUCUAAACUUGUUUUGUGUUUCUGUUUGCAUACUUGUUUAGAUCAUGGUGAUAUACUUUCGUGUAAUUUUUACCUCCUUAAUUUAAUCGUAAUAUCAUCUGUUCUGUGAAUAAAAAUUAAAAAAUAAAA
Molecule: messenger RNA, 2513 nt
Organism: Planococcus citri (citrus mealybug)
Lineage: Eukaryota; Metazoa; Arthropoda; Insecta; Hemiptera; Pseudococcidae
Product: kelch-like protein 24a
Exons: 3
Coding region: 571-1422 (283 amino acids)
Molecular function (GO): protein binding
Source: RefSeq, a predicted model, not a curated record